UAACAGCUGUCACCAUUUUGUUUUCCUUUUAUCAUUUUUUUUUCAUACGAUACUCCUUAACGAUACGAAUUCGAGUCUAGUAACUAGGAUCUUGUUGAGAAUUGAAAAUAUUGUGAUUAGAAACGCUGAAGUCUACGAAUUAUUGCGUGCUUUUUAUUCGUAUAAUCAAGGUAAACCAUUUCUGGGACGAUAAUCAACAUCAAAACCUAUCACGUAUUUGUUGGAAAAUAAUGUAAUUCGUAAUACUUUUCGAGAUAUAGACUCACGUUUAACGAGUGUUAGUCUGUUAUUUUCAUUACAAAGCAGUUUCUAAUUGAUUUUUGUCGAGAUUUUAAGCCGUAGAAAGAUGGAAAAUCAAAUUAACGAGACCUCGUUAGGAUGGUGGGAAUGGUUCAUGUUUAAAACGAACGAAUUUGGAUCAACGGCUAUGAACGUAUGCGAUAGUCUCGGUGACAGUUUAUCUUCAUUUUUUGGAAUCACAACGCCCAAAUAUCAAUUCGAAAUCGAUCAUUUCAACAUGAUGAAACAACUGGAAGCUGAGAAUUCCGAUGCUGAAAUGGGAGCGAUGAAUGUUCAACCAACGAAACCACUAGAUGCAAAGCUAGAGAAAUCAGCAUCAUCGACAUCUCCGUCCGUGUAAUAUUUCCAAUUUUAUUCGUAUCGGCGAAGGAUGGUUUUUCAAUCCAUCUCCAGUUCAGAUUCUAAAGUUAUUUUUUUAUAUUAUUUUAUCGAUCACUCCAGCAAAUUUAUUCAGUGUUACAUCGGUGAUUUCUGUGUUCUGUUUAAUAUAUUAAUUGAGAGCAACUUUUAAAUGCACGUUUUUUUUUUAAAUUCUUAAAUACUUGUAUUACGAAUUGAUUAGAAAUUAUUACUGAUCUUUUUCUUAUUAUCUAUUUUCCAAAGUCAUUUAUUUUUACUUUUUUAUAUCGUGUAGUUUUUGUUAAAAUUUAGGUUGCAUUAUUAUUUAUUAAAAGCGUAUUUUAAAAUCA
Messenger RNA from Planococcus citri (citrus mealybug), 989 nucleotides. RefSeq names its product protein FAM177A1-like. The coding region runs from base 347 to 640 and encodes 97 amino acids. The transcript has 3 exons. Lineage: Eukaryota; Metazoa; Arthropoda; Insecta; Hemiptera; Pseudococcidae. The record is from RefSeq and is a predicted model, not a curated record.